CACACAUCUAAAAGCCCAGGCUAGAGAUUGGAUAGCAUGCAACAUUUAAACUAAGAUUGCUUAUACCAAGCUAAUUAGAAUACAAAAAUAUAUUUCACUUCAAUUGACCAGACGAUAAAUAAAUAAGUCUAAAAUAAUUUACCCUUCGGUAUUUUCCGUAAAGGAGGACAUUAUACUCUGGCGCUUUGCGGAAACAUCGAAUGCGGAACAAAUUGUAUCGAGUUGCACCGGCGCAGCCCAUCAAGACAGAUAGACAGUGAAGCACAGAAAAAAAGAGGGACAGUGUUCAUCACUGUAGGAUGGACUGGCCCAUGGAUCUGCUCCCAUUGCCCCCCUGUGCUGAGCUAGGGGUCCAUCCUCUGAAUGGGCUCCUGUGGACCCUGCUGCUCCUCUUCCUAUGGUAUUGUUACAGGGUGGGCUCUGACCCGCCAGCUCCAGGCCGAGCCAUCCCAGGUAAGCACAAGUCCGGCUCCAGGCGCUCUGUGUUGUCCCGCGCCGGCAGCUGUGCUGGAGCAGUGUGCAGUGCCACAUCAAAUGUGGCCACUGGCGAUCGGGGGACUCCCUGCAUCACCAUGGAGACAGGAGAGGAGGAGCAGGGGCAAGGAUACCUGACCCCUGUGCUGAGCCAUGCCCUGUUCCCACCCCAGGCCACAGCGAGUGGCAGGAAGCUGUAUGCAGCACUGCAGGAGUAUGCAAAACGCUACAGCUGGGCUGGCAUGGGACGCAUUCAUAAAGGACUCCGGGAGCAGGCCACAUUAAAUGAUCGCUCCUCCAUCCAAAAGCCUCAUCUCUUCUUCCUCCCAGAUGUCCCCAGCAUUCCUUUUUUCCCACGUGACGCCCAUCGACAUGACAUUGAGGUCUUGGAGGCCAACUAUCCCAUAAUCCUCGCAGAGUUUCAGGCGGUCUACCAGAGAGGCAUUGAUCCAAAGAUUGGCUGGACCGGCCUGGGAUCUAAGGGCCAAGCCGUGUUCCCCUUGUACAGUGCAGGUGUGUGUGUAGCAGGGAACUGCCGCUCCUGUCCCUGCACCUACCGCACUCUUCUCUCCUUGCGCACCUUCAUAAGUAGCAACUCCCUGGGGGCCGCCGGGUUCUGGCUGCUAGGGCCUGGGGCCACACUAGGGGGGAGUGUAGGCCCCACCAAUACUCGCCUACGCUGCCACCUUGGAGUGCAGACCCCACCUCAGUGUGAGCUGGUAGUGGGAGGAGAGCCUCAGUGCUGGUCAGAGGGACACUGCCUCCUGGUGGAUGACUCCUUCCUGCACACUGUCUCCCAUAAUGGGGUGGCAGAGGACGGGCCACGGGUGAUUUUCAGUGUGGACCUCUGGCAUCCAAAUGUGGCUGCAGCAGAAAGACAGGCCCUGGACUACAUUUUCUGCCCUGACCAAUGAACUACAACUUCCACUGUGCACAUGUUCUAGUUGUGCUCCACCCUUAUUUGAUAUGAGGGAAAGGUGCCCAAACCUCGUCUCGAGGGCUGUGCUCUUCAACCUCAAUGUUCAUCCAGUCCGAGUAUCACUGUGUGUGUUACAAGUGAAUCCACUGAAACAGUCCAAAUAGCCAAAGGGAGCUUACCCACAGACAUCAGUUCAAUGUCUAGUUUUGAUUUUUUUUAUGUUUUGUUUUUUACACCUUUAUUUAACUAGGAAAGUCAGUUAAGAACAAAUUCUUAUUUAUAGCCUCCCCCGGCCAAACUCAGGCGACUCCCAAUCACGGCCGGAUGUAAUAAAGCCUGGAUUUGGUUGAGUUGUCAACUAAGCUGAAUUCACUGUGAAAAUAAAUAAAUAAAUCCCCAUGUCAUUGGAUUUCGGUAAACCGUUGGGUCAAAAAAAAGACUACAAUUUCCUUAUGUUGAUGACUUCUUUAAAAUCCAUGUUGAUUCAACAUUAUGCCAUAAACUUUUGGGGGGUGGAAUGACAUAUAAACAACAAUGAUUAAACCAGUUUUGACCAGUGGGUAGAAACAGAAUGAACGUACAGUCAUUUAAGAUCAGAACUGGUCUUUGCUGCUUUAAACUGCACACGUGCACUCACACACACAUUUGGACUGCAUCUUAAUAGCAAACAUACAAAUGACAUUGCGGGUUGAUCACAGCUUUUUGAUAGGUGACCUCAUGAUGCAAAUGAAUCCUCCAAUAAAACAAGUAAAUAUUUAUUAUUUUGUAGAACUGUAUCAUCACAGUUUUUGCUCAACAUAUGUAGACAUGGUUUUCAUAAGUAACUGCAGAAACUGUGAGGGAAAAAGUCAAUUAAACACUGUUUUAUCUA
Molecule: messenger RNA, 2264 nt
Organism: Oncorhynchus gorbuscha (pink salmon)
Lineage: Eukaryota; Metazoa; Chordata; Actinopteri; Salmoniformes; Salmonidae
Gene: asphd1
Product: aspartate beta-hydroxylase domain containing 1
Source: RefSeq, a predicted model, not a curated record